UAUAUCCUCUACUUCACUCUACUCUUCUGUGUAUUCCGCGCCUAGAUAGACAGUAACAGACUACGUAUGUAAACCAUCGUCAUGCCGCCGCACUACACCACAACUGCCAACAAACCUGCAUUCUUGGUCAUGUACCUAAACCACAAGUAUCAUCAUCAUCAUACAGCUCGUCACUCGUCGCUCGUACCCCAUCCACUCGGCCGCAUCAACCGAACCGAACCAAACCCAACCAUAACCCACACCGCUUAUGACGACGUCGUGCAUCCUAUCUUUUCCCCCUCCACAUCUAGGUAGGUUAGAUCAGAUCCAUUCCAUCUCCCCGUCU
Messenger RNA from Aaosphaeria arxii CBS 175.79, 325 nucleotides. RefSeq lists its product as uncharacterized. NCBI's taxonomy places the organism in Eukaryota, Fungi, Ascomycota, Dothideomycetes, Pleosporales. The transcript has a single exon. The coding region runs from base 82 to 294 and encodes 70 amino acids. The record is from RefSeq and is a predicted model, not a curated record.